CUUGACUCACACACAACACCAAACCAUUUUGCUACUAAGUUAACAAUCAACAAUGGCUGAGAGCUGCAAGGCAAAUGGAAUGCGGUCGUGUGACAUCAGAUCAUACCAAGACAACAUGGGCGGUUCGUGUGAGAGUGGUCAGUGUCUACGAAGUCGUUGCCCAUGCCAGAGGUGGAAGCACAAUGGAAAUGAUUCUUCAUGAUGAAGAGGUAUAUAUUUUCUUUUUGGACGUAAUUUCUUUCUUAAAGAUUAUCAGUUCAUUUGAAGUUCUUUCUAUGAUCAGGGAUCCAGCUAUUUUGGCAAUGUACAAGAAGUCAGAAGUUGAUACUUUAGAACUAGAUGAUCUAGAGGAAAAGGAAAUGGUAACCCACUUCUUCCAGCUCAGAUUGCGCUGUACAUAUCUUCAAACCUAAAUGUAUUAAAUGUGAUGUCUUAUUUUUUCAGUGCGGUUCUGUGAACGAUGCUGACCUGACUGCAACAACGAAUUUGGCGGGACAGAAAAGGAUAAGGCCUGUGUCAAUGAAAAAGUAGAUGAAGAGACACCACAGAAAUCACCCGAAAAAACGGUGGUUAUAAAUUUGGAUGACUCAAUGAAAAGAUAGCUGGCUGAUGAGCUUUCAGCAACUAAGCAUGGCAGAAAGAUGAGGGUUAAGAUUAAGAAGGAAAAAGAGUAGACUACAGAGAUGAGAGAGAAGCAGACUGCAGAUUGUUUUUGCGAAAACUUGCAUUUCUAAAUUCUAAUUGCACCGAAGACUGUUAUUUGUUUGACUUAAGUCUAUUUUAAAUGCGCAAACUUUUAAUUUGCUAAAUGUUUUCGACUCUAACUCAGACUCUACUACGUAUUAUCUACUCCGUAUGUAAUAACUAGAGACUUCUAUUUAGAUGGGGAAUCCUAUCUUAGUCAUGAAUGGUCACCUACAGGCUAUUAGCCCAUUAGACUACUCCGUGUGUAGUUGUUAGUUAAAUGUGUAAAUGGGCCACAAGAGCCAUAUCAGUCCAUUAGUCUCUUGUAAUCCUCAAGUUAGAUUUCCUUCCCUAUAAAAGGAAUCUAACUUGAGAGAAAAAUAAGGCAUUAAUAAGGCAUAGAGUAUAGAGGCAGAAUAGAGAUAGAAUAGCUUUCACGCUGCUCUCUCUCUCUAGAGGGAGAGUAGCAUCCCAUUUCAUACGAUGUACCUAGUUUCUCGACAUUUUGAUAUUGA
Cuscuta epithymum is the source of this 1199-nucleotide messenger RNA. NCBI's taxonomy places the organism in Eukaryota, Viridiplantae, Streptophyta, Magnoliopsida, Solanales, Convolvulaceae. The record is from the annotation of a GenBank genome assembly.